Messenger RNA from Epinephelus fuscoguttatus (brown-marbled grouper), 2710 nucleotides. It is a transcript of the gene calhm6, whose product is annotated as calcium homeostasis modulator family member 6. The transcript is spliced from 2 exons. Bases 1 to 990 code for a protein of 329 amino acids. Lineage: Eukaryota; Metazoa; Chordata; Actinopteri; Perciformes; Serranidae. Gene Ontology annotation, molecular function: monoatomic cation channel activity. The record is from RefSeq and is a predicted model, not a curated record.
AUGGAUAAGUUUAAGACGGUUCUGAAUAUUGCAAACAAACAGACUAACCUUAGCUUCGGGUUGGUAGCCUUGCUAACAGCAGGGGGGGAGCACAUCUUCUCCUCUGUGGUGUUCAAGUGCCCCUGCAAUGACUUAAACUUCGUCUACGGCAUGGUGUUCCUGCUUGUGCCCGCUUUGGCUCUCCUGCUGCUGGGUUACAUCCUGAGUAAGAAGACGUGGAAGGUGAUGACGGGUCUGUGCCAGCGCAGGGCCAACCUGUGCCGCCGGAGGAGGCUGACUGCCGCCCUGACGGCGUUCUUCCAGAUCAGCACCACCGCGUUGGUGGCGCCUUCCAGCUGGAUUGCUGUUGCUCUGCUCAACGGGAAUUACUAUGAGUGUGCGAUGACCGGGACCAACUUGAGCGCUUACAACAAGCUUCUGUGUAGAGAUAAGAACUCUGAGGUCAAGUGUGAGGAGGAGCUGCACAGAUUUCCGUGUAUGAAAGGCAGCAGUGAGCUGCAGGCUGUCAGAGAGGAUGUUCUGCUCACUUUGAAAGCGCAGUCUCAGAUUAUGGGCUGGCUGCUCAUCGCUUCUGUCAUGUUGUCCAACCUGCUGCUGACCUGUGUGGCUCGCUGUACCUCCCCCAUCAGCUACCUGCAGCUCAAGUUCUGGAAAGCAUAUGCUCAGGAGGAGAGCAACCUGUUUGAUUCAUAUAGCACUAAACAUGCCAAAGAGCUCGCUGAGAGGAACCUGAAGAGCUUCUUUAACCAGACACCACCUGAAAACAUCAUCACCCCUUCCAACAAAGCCUGGGAGAAGAUCUCCUCUCUCUACAAGUUCAGCACCAAAGAUCACUACUAUAGCACCCUACACCGGUACGUGGAGGAUUGUUUAGAGACUGAUGACGAGACAUUGAGGAUGAUGAGGAUGGCUUCUGUCAAGUCAAGCGAGCCUGCUGAUGACACCCCUGCUGUUCUUGAUUUCGUAGAUGAUGGCAGGAUUGCUCUGUGAUGAUUUUUUUUUUUUUUUUUGUAUGAACAUUUUUAUUGAUUUUUUUUUCACAAAUAAUACAAAUAAAAACAAACAAAUUAAACAACAAAACAAAACAAACAAAAACACAGACCACCACACUGACACCUUUCAACAGUCAAGCACUACAAAUCACUGACAGCAUCACACCAACAAAUCAACCAUCAAUUCACAGACAUCCAGUCGGUAAAAGGGCUCCAUGUAAGUAUAUAUUGAUCCAAUUUAUCCAGUAGGGAGUAUGUCACCCUCUUGUAAGCAGCUAGUUGUGCCAUGAUUGUAGUCCGUUCUUCAAAGGGGGGUGUAUCCGUUUAGCUGUUGUGAGAGCCAAAAUAAUCCACCUUUUCUCGAAACACGAAAAGUCAUUGUCCUGAAGCUCAGUGGUCGAUCCCAAGAUAGACAGUUUUGCAGAGAUUUGGAACUUUUUGUGCAGGACUUCAAAUAUAAUCUGAUGGAUGUUAUUCCACCAGUCCUUAAGUGCUGGACAUGUCCAGAGUAUAUAGAGGCACCACUUCCGUCACAUCUCCAGCAAGAGUCUACUGGUAUUAAUUUCCAUUUAUAAAGUUGCUGUGGUGUCUGAUGCCAUCUAUGUAUUAUUUUCAGUUGAAUAAACCUAUUACCCAUUUCUUUGUACAUUGUAUUAAUGUUAUUUAAACAUGACUUCCAAUCUUCAGGAGAUAUGUCUACCCCCAUGUCCCCUGCCCAGUGUUUCUUAACCUUGAGCAAAGGGUCACAUAGUUGUUCCUGUAAUAAACCAUUGAUCUUAAGAGUAAUGCCCCUACCUGAACUUGAUCUAAUCAGCAGUUCUUCAAAUGGGCUGCCCGUAGGACAGGUAAGCGGGCCUCCUAACCAUUUAGACAGGGCACUAUACAUUUGGACAUACUUCCAAUAUUGAUUAUGUGGUAAUUUGUAUAUAUCAUAUUGCGGUAAACCUAAACUAGAUUAUAAUUCAUUUGAAAGGCUCGUUCUUAGUCUUUUACAUCCGACCUGGAAAACCUCGCAGCCACUUUUAUUUGUUAUAGUGUACCGUGCUCCUGGCCUGUAUUCUGAAUUUGUAUCUGAAUUCUCAGAGUUUUUAUCCAGUUUAGUUCUUAAAUCAGAUAAAGUUAUUAUUGUAGGCGAUUUUAACAUUCAUGUCGACGUUGAUAAUGACUCCCUGGCUACCGCGUUUAUCUCAUUAUUAGACUCCAUUGGCUUCAGUCAGGGUGUACAUGAAACCACUCACUGUUUUAACCAUACCCUCAAUCUAGUUCUGACGUAUGGAAUUGAAAUUGAUAAUCUAAAAGUCUUUCCACAGAAUCCCUCGCUAUCGGAUCAUUAUCUGAUUACUUUUGAUUUCUUUUUACUCGAUUACACGCCACUCAGCAACAGUUACUAUACUAGAUGUUUAUCAGAUAGUGCUGUCGCAAAAUUUAAGGAAAAGAUUACUCUGUCAUUAAAUUCAAUACCAAGUCCCUCAGUAACAGAGGUUUCCUGUACCGACUUUGAUCAUUUUGUCGAUAGCGCUGUAGGCUCGCUGCGAACAACACUUGACUCUGUAGCUCCUCUUGAAAAGAAGUUAAAAAAGCAAAGAAAGUUCGCUCCUUGAUAUAACUCUCAAACCCGUAAGUUAAAACAAAUAUCGCGAAAAUUUGAAAGGAAUUGGCGAUUAACCAAACUGGAAGAAUCUCGUUUAAUCUGGACAGACAGUCUCAAAACUUAUAAG